Messenger RNA from Periophthalmus magnuspinnatus, 5440 nucleotides. RefSeq names its product estrogen-related receptor gamma a (gene esrrga). Bases 262 to 1839 code for a protein of 525 amino acids. Lineage: Eukaryota; Metazoa; Chordata; Actinopteri; Gobiiformes; Gobiidae. The record is from RefSeq and is a predicted model, not a curated record. Gene Ontology annotation, biological process: regulation of DNA-templated transcription. Gene Ontology annotation, cellular component: nucleus. The transcript has 9 exons. Gene Ontology annotation, molecular function: zinc ion binding; nuclear steroid receptor activity; sequence-specific DNA binding.
GCUGAGUGGCUGCCUGUGCGUGCACCUAUAGCCCUCUCCCCGGCACUCACACACACAUCUCCACGGUGACAGUCGGGGCACAGCCAGCAGCCCGCGCGCAGCCUGCUAAUUGUGCUGCUCUGUCCAAGCGGAAGGAAGGAAGGACUCAAAGACUUCAGAGAAGAAGAGGAGAGAGGAGGCACAGCCAAACUUUACUUUUGUCACGUUUUGCUCUUUUCUUUUUUCGGUGGAGGUUGACAUGACAAUGAUCAGGUUUCGCCGAUGGAUUCGGUAGGACAUCCGUUAUCCGAGUGUUUUUUAAUGCACUCUGAACAAGAAAUGAACUUAUCGAAGGGGCCCUUGGUGAACAGCAGCAGUGAAGAUAACUCCAAGUCCACUUUUAGUAAAUGCGGCGCUGGCGCCUGGAGGAUGCACCAGAGCUACGAUCCGCUGGAGGCCAACCACAUGAGAGACGCACAUGCCCUCUACAACCCCAGGCUUCUCUGCAGAAUGUCUAGUAAGGAACGCCACCUAGAGUCCAACUGUCCGUCCUCGUAUAUAAAGACUGAGCCUUCCAGUCCUGCGUCUCUCACCGACAGUCUGAACCACCACUCUCCUGGUGGCUCCAGUGACGCCUCUGGGUCCUAUUCGUCCACCAUGAACGGCCAUCCAAACGGCUUAGACUCGCCCAGCCUCUACGGGUCCAAUGCAGGCCCCCUGGGACCUGCUGGUGGUCCUGGAUCAAAGCGCUACGAGGACUGUUCUUCAACAAUCGGGGAAGAUUCACAAAUUAAGUGCGAGUACAUGCUAAAUUCAAUGCCCAAAAGACUGUGUCUGGUGUGCGGGGACAUCGCGUCAGGUUACCACUACGGAGUGGCAUCGUGUGAGGCCUGCAAGGCAUUCUUCAAGCGGACCAUCCAAGGCAACAUUGAAUACAGCUGUCCAGCCACUAACGAGUGCGAGAUCACAAAGAGGAGACGCAAGUCGUGCCAGGCCUGCCGCUUCAUGAAGUGUCUGACAGUCGGCAUGCUGAGAGAGGGUAGGGGAAAAGGUGUUCGUCUGGACAGGGUUCGUGGUGGAAGACAGAAGUAUAAACGCAGGAUAGAUGCUGACAACAGUCCAUAUCUGAACCCACAGCUGGCUCUGCCGGCUAAAAAACCAUUUGCCUUUGGCUGCCUUGCAGAUAACAAAAUUGUCUCUCACCUGCUGGUGGCUGAGCCAGAGAAGAUUUAUGCCAUGCCCGACCCCACAGUACCAGACAGCGACAUCAAGGCCCUGACGACGCUGUGUGACCUGGCUGACCGGGAACUUGUGGUCAACAUCGGCUGGGCCAAACACAUCCCAGGGUUCUCCACGCUGUCCCUGGCCGACCAGAUGAGUCUCCUGCAGAGUGCCUGGAUGGAGAUCCUAAUUCUGCGCGUCGUCUACCGCUCUCUGUCCUUUGAAGACAAGUUGGUAUAUGCGGAGGACUACAUAAUGGAUGAGGAUCAGUCCAAACUCGCAGGUCUUUUGGACCUUAACAACGCCAUUCUUCAACUGGUCAAGAAAUACAAAUCUAUGAAGCUGGAGAAGGAGGAAUUCGUCACUCUGAAGGCGAUUGCUCUAGCUAACUCAGACUCGAUGCACAUUGAGGACGUGGACGCGGUGCAGAAGCUCCAGGAUGUGCUCCAUGAGGCCCUGCAGGACUACGAGUCAUCCCAGCACCAGGAGGACCCCCGUCGGGCGGGCAAGCUGCUCAUGACCCUCCCCCUGCUCCGGCAGACCUCCACCAAGGCCGUUCAGCACUUCUACAGCAUCAAGCAGGAUGGCAAGGUCCCAAUGCACAAACUCUUCCUGGAGCUGCUGGAAGCCAAAGUGUGAGAGAGGGACAGACGGACACACGGACACUGAGAAGGUCGCAAGAGGCUGAGCUUCAGUUGAAAAUCCAAAACUGCUUUGAAUGACCUUUUGCUCUUUUACACACGCACUGUCUGCUGAUGCAUCCCUGUAUAAAUAACAUGAUCCGAGCCUCUCACCUGAACCCCACUCCACUCCAUAUUUGAGUGACUUGAAUUUGUUUGGAGGGAAGAUGAUGAACUAACAUCACCCUUUACUCACCAAGGAAGUAAGAUAUUUUGCUUUAGAACUUUGAAUAAUCUCUGAAAAGUUACUAAAAAAGUAACUCGGGACACUUGUUGUGGCAAGGCAGUCAAUUAUGCAUUAAGAUUUUAUUAUUAACAAGUGCUUAAACAAGGACACAUUUUAAAGAACUGUUUGUUUUACUUUUGUGAGAUAAUGAGACUGUACUUUCCCCUUGUCCCAGUUUACUCCAGAGUUUUUUAAAUAUUCAACAAGACAACAACCUAAAGCAUAAUUGAGACUAUGAACUAUUUAUUUCUGUUUACAUGUACAUCUAAACAACUAGACAGAAAGAGAAAGAACUGACAUUUGCCCUGACAAAAAUGGAGGAUGCCGCCCAACUGUCAAAGCUUACACUCUUAGCUCCACUGCUUCUCAACACCUGCUCUCUGGCCUCCCCUUUAACAACUUUAACUUCAUAUAACUUUAUAUACAUGCCAAUAAUACCACAGUAGUGUUUGCACCUGUAAUGUGGCUGAAAAUGAUUUGUCCACACGUAUAAGGUUUAGUGUUAUUCAAAAAUGUAUGGGUCAUUUUAAGACUUGAAUUUCUUCACAUUUGCCCUUUUUCACUGGCCUUUGUUCAAAUUCCUUUCAUUGUGCAGUAAUUACUUCAAUACCCUCCUCUCAUGUUUGUUUUGUACUGAUCUUCACCAGCAUCAGUUCAGAUAUGCAUACUUUAGGCAUCUGUUACGGGAAUGGUUUGAGGAAGAUGUUUGCUGACAAAACUGACUCCUUAUUUUAUUUCUUUUUAUUUGGUAACCUAAACGUGUAAAUAACUCUCACCCUGUAUAUGACAUAUAACACUGCUUUGUUUUCUUAUUAAUAUUGUCUUCUUAAAAACAAAACCAAUCAAUAUGUCUUUCCGUUUUAUAUCAGCUCGUCCACCUUUGACAAUUAUCAUAUAUAUAAUGACUAUAACAAGUAAUAAUGUAUUAACAAAUCAGCGUUUAUCUUAGGAAUUACAAGCAAUGGUGGUUUUUAAAGAAGGGGUUUGUGCACAUGGACUGUGCCCUGAGAACGAUCCUUGCCAGUGUUUGGAGCAAAAGGAUGAUAUAAGGAGCGCUUCUCUUCCUCUUUGUGUAAUUUGCCAUAAGCUAUUAGGAACAGUCAAUAUUAAUAAUAAAGCCGACAGGCUGAUUUUAGCAUUAGCAGAAAUACAAAGUAAACUUAAGCAUCUUUUCACAACCUUUCCAACCAUUUAAACGGUUACAUAGUCUCAUAAUAAAGAGGGACAGUUAUCAUAGGCAGAAGUAAGUACCACGGUUUAAAAAUUGGGGAACGGUGCUAUUACACAGGUAUGUGUAUAGUUAAAAUGGAAUAAAAUUGAAUUUAUUGGCAAAUUUCAAUUCUUCCUUGCACUUUGUUCACUUUUGUUCACCACAAAUGUGAUUUGAUGUAGCCGUACCAUUACAGAGAGGUAGUUACUUUGCCAGUUAAAAAACUGCUGUCUCGACAGAAAGCUAUUACAGUUUCAGCUUUAACUUUAGGGGAUGGAUCUAAAAGUAUUAGUUAUGCAAUUCUUAAUGCCAAGUGAGGAAGCCAAACUGUAUUUUCAGACAGUUCAAGUGAGGAGCAGCAGAGUAGUGCAAGUGACUCCACUCCACGCAUCAGCAUUGUUAGUAAGGGGUAUUUUUACUCAAUGUAUAUUGUAUAAAUUAUACAGAUUAUAACUUAAGACAUUUUAUUGGAAACAAAACAAAAAAGACAAAAAAUAGUUCAUUACGUGUGAUUCAUGUUAUGUUUUUUUAAAUGAAGCUGUUUCUUUCUGUUUUGCUUGUCUUUGGUUGACUCCGUCCUCAGUUCUCAGACAUUGCUGUGCUUAUUGUAGUGGUCACUGUUUGUGGACUGUGUGUUUCUUCUUUAGACGACACAGUAGGGUAGCACCAUCAUGUCUCAUGCUGAACCCAAGUGGAUAUAAGGCUCUUAUUCAAUAAGCCACAGGCACAAAACACAAUAUUCUUUAUCCAGACGAUACAAAUUUAGUACCUAACCAAAAUACACAUUUGCGUGACUUUAUGUAGCGUAACACUAUUGUAUAUCUUUAGGUUAAAUGUGGACAUUUAGGUGAUUCCUCACUGAAGACGAGGCUUUUGCUAAAACGCACUGUACAUAACUGCCCUUAUACGCUCAAAUGAGAGAGAGCAGUGCACUAUUUAUCUGGCAACAACAUGUUUUUAAACACAUUUUAUGGAUCCAUUUGGAUUUAUGUACAUUUUUAAUGCUUGAAAUGACUUAAUUGCACUUAUUUUACAUCAGCGACAUCACUGAGAACAAUGACCUGUCAUGUUUGUCAAGGGAUUAAUUUUUUACAUUUGCACUUCUUUGCCAUCUAUGAAAAAAGGUGCUGACCUUGUGCAAUGUUUUGUAUUGCUGCUUUAAUUUAGCUAAACAAAGCCUUUAAACCCACAAAUAAUGAAUAUACUACUGAAUUUUAUUACAACAGUAGACCUAAGUUAUUCAGUUUUGCGUAAGUAUCUUAGUUUUCAUGUAUCAGUUUAGGUGAAUGUAACGACACUACCCCAGAAUAAAAGAGAAACGUGUCAUUUGUUUUGCUGGGCCCUGAAAACUAUGAUGCUUCAAAUUGACUAUAGCAAUCUUUGGAAAAUGAAGUUGGGUCAUUGCGGUGGGACUUGACAGUCUUACAUUUGUCAUACUGGGAUUUGGACAUGUUUCAGAGCACGGUGUAAGUUUUUUAGAGCCUGUAUGGAAGGACCUGUUACACUUUGGGUGUCAUACGUUACUUGUUCACCUCUGUAACCUGUAAAUCUUUUCUAUGGAAAUCAUGCAUGAAACCAUAUUUUAGUAAAAACUAUGAAAAGACUGGGUGAGCAUAGCCGACACGCAGGACCCUCCAUCUCGCACUGUUUCCCCCACAUUAUACGUCAUUAGUUGUAUUUAAUCUCCACUUGUAACUGCCACUGUGCUGCAGAUACGUACCUGAGCAGCCGAGAUUUACUGAAUUUUGGAAGGAAACCCAUUUGAAUCAAAAAGGUUAUGGAUGCUGACCCUUCCACGGAGAACAGUUGAGAACAAGAGACGACCCUGUAGUGUUAUUUAAAGCUGUCUGUAGAUUUUAGAUGUGCUCCACAUCAAUGAAAAAAUACUAAACAAUUACCUGUAUAUUUUUGUGACGUGUAUCAUACAAGUGUGCUUCGAUGAUAAUGUCCAUUUGUGUAAAUGUAUUUAUUUCACAUUGUAUAUACUGUUCAAUGCAAAAGAGAGACCUAUGAUUCUGUAACUUAAACUAAUAUGGGUUGAACCAUUACAUGUGUUACUCCAGACUAUGCCUUUCAGGAUUAUUACAGUAGAGCAAUAUCAAUUAAAACCAGGCUUCCAGUUUU